AUGUUUGUCAUCAAACGGUGGACCCGUCUGUCAAAAGCGAGGAUGCCGAUAUCUGCCUGUUCUGUGCGAACUCGUAUCCUGUUCGUUGGGUCGAACCCGCGCCUAAUCGAAACUAGUCUGCGAAAGGGCGAACGGGGGACCUACUGUGUCGAACUUCGGGAGGCUGACUGUGCCCCAAGAAACGCACCCUUUAUGUAUGCCACCAUGCUGGGGUGGACACCGCGACUGCCAAUGAGAAGGGGCAGCAUGCUGGAACAGCAGAAGAGCAAGAGGGAAACCCGGAAAAAGCCAUGCGAUGAGAGAGAUCGACAGCAGUGGAGAGGGUCCGGCGAGGCAGGAAACGGGCGGUUUCAUCUGCUGGUUAGCUGGGUUCGAGACAGAUUAACCCUCCCUGACCCGGUCAGACGCUGGUAUUACACCUUGAUCCAGAUGCCUGUUCUUCCUCCCCAGCCCAAUUUAAAUCCAAUUGAACCCGCUGUUGCAUCCCUCGUUUUCUUCUUGUUGCCUUCUUUCGGUCGCCCUUCCACCCAUCCCUUCCCUUCAUUCGGCCUUAGGGACGACCUUUGCAUCCCUCACGACCAAAGUCUUUCCUUUGCUGGUGGUCCGAGGAGGAAUCGCAUCUGGCGAGCUAUUGUGUCCGCCUUGCAGAUUCCCUGGCGAUCUGCACAUGAUCCGAUAAAUCUAUCCCAAUUCCCCUGGGAGGCUGUGGUGGCGCACUGUUUCGCGGUCCGCACUACACACCACCACCACCAUCAUUAA
Messenger RNA from Aspergillus niger, 759 nucleotides. RefSeq lists its product as hypothetical. The coding region runs from base 1 to 759 and encodes 252 amino acids. Lineage: Eukaryota; Fungi; Ascomycota; Eurotiomycetes; Eurotiales; Aspergillaceae. The record is from RefSeq and is a predicted model, not a curated record. The transcript has 3 exons.